ACCUGAGUGACGGGACCAGGUCACCAAAGGCUCAACAAGCGGGCCGCAACUGCAGCAUUCGGUGAUCUCGUCGCUUAAUGUGCCUGCCUUCUCGUCGACAUGGUCGCAACAGCAAAACCAUGAAUAUGUUAAAAGCAAAGAUAUUGUGUCUGAUAUUUGCCAACCUGUAAGGGCACAUAAUCAGUGGACUCCCAUGAUGUUGUGUUUGGGGCACGAGACACCUGAACAACUGGAACCAGGCAAUGAUGGAAGUGAUACGGAGUACUCCGUAUAUUGUCCGAUUUUACGGAUAGAGGUUCAAGGCUUGGCAUUCUAGAACGGAUCGCCUACCAGGUUGCGCAGUGCAGCGCCCCACCACGCAUCCCAGAAAUUCUGGUCUUGGCAAGGAUUCAUGGCUUCCAUAACUUUAUACUCAAAAGUUCACCUUCAACAAAAGCUGUUUACACGCUCAGCAGGCGGAGGAUGUGGGCAGCGCGAAGGAUGGCAUCGACAAUAUCGGCUUCUUCUCCAGCGCUAACAUUCGAGCUGGUUGCGCGGUGCUCGACAACCCGCGCUCGCGCAUCCGUCUUGACCCUGCCCCAUGGCCCUGUCCCGCUCCCGAUCUUCAUGCCCGUGGCCACCCAGGCAUCGCUGAAAGGCCUUACACCGGAGCAGCUGGAGGGCACGGGAUGUCGGCUCUGCCUCAACAAUACCUACCAUCUCGGCCUCAAGCCGGGGCAGGAGGUGCUGGAUGCGGUUGGAGGGGCUCAUAAGCUGCAGGGGUGGAAGCACAAUAUCCUCACAGAUAGCGGCGGCUUCCAGAUGGUCUCACUCCUGAAGCUCGCCAACAUCACCGAGCAGGGCGUGCGCUUCCUAUCCCCCCACGACGGAACCCCAAUGCUUCUCACGCCCGAGCAUUCGAUAAGCCUCCAAAACUCGAUCGGCUCCGACAUCAUCAUGCAGCUAGACGACGUGCUGGUCACGACCUCCCCUGACAAGGCCCGCAUGCGCGAGGCAAUGGAGCGCAGCGUGCGCUGGCUCGACCGGUGCAUCGCGGCGCACAAGCACCCGGACCGGCAGAACCUGUUCUGUAUCAUCCAGGGCGGCCUGGACCUGGACAUGCGCCGCGAGUGCUGCCGGGAAAUGCUGGCGCGCGACACGCCGGGGAUUGCCAUUGGCGGCCUGAGCGGCGGCGAGGCCAAGGACGACUUUUGCAAGGUUGUCGCCGCCUGCACCGAGCUCCUCCCGGACCUCAAGCCCCGCUACGUCAUGGGCAUUGGCUACCCGGAAGAUUUGGUCGUGAGCGUCGCCCUGGGGGCCGACAUGUUUGACUGCGUCUGGCCGACACGCACCGCUAGGUUUGGCAAUGCCAUCACCAAGCACGGCGUGCUCAAUAUGAAGAGGGAGCUGUAUGCGGCUGACUUUGGGCCCAUCGAGGACGGCUGCGGGUGCCCGUGCUGCAGGCCAGCCGAGGAGGAGGGCGCCAUGGGCAUCACCAGGGCUUUCGUGCAUCACAAUGCCGCCAAGGAAACGGUGGCAGCGCAUCUGCUGACGCUACACAAUGUGUGGUAUCAGUUGAGUCUGAUGAGACAGGCUAGGGAGGCCAUUAUUGCCGAUAGAUUUCCUGAUUUCGUUCGAGAAUUCUUUAGAAAUCUAUACCCAGAAAGGAGUAGUUACCCAGCGUGGGCAGUCACCGCCCUGAAAGGCGUCGGCAUUGACUUGCUGGAAACAUAG
This is a messenger RNA of Canariomyces notabilis, 1713 nucleotides long. RefSeq names its product Queuine tRNA-ribosyltransferase. Gene Ontology annotation, molecular function: tRNA-guanosine(34) queuine transglycosylase activity. The coding region runs from base 463 to 1713 and encodes 416 amino acids. The record is from RefSeq and is a predicted model, not a curated record. The transcript has 3 exons. NCBI's taxonomy places the organism in Eukaryota, Fungi, Ascomycota, Sordariomycetes, Sordariales, Chaetomiaceae. Gene Ontology annotation, cellular component: cytosol.